Molecule: messenger RNA, 3555 nt
Organism: Populus euphratica (Euphrates poplar)
Lineage: Eukaryota; Viridiplantae; Streptophyta; Magnoliopsida; Malpighiales; Salicaceae
Gene: LHW
Product: transcription factor-like protein
Exons: 10
Coding region: 25-2955 (976 amino acids)
Biological process (GO): regulation of DNA-templated transcription
Molecular function (GO): DNA-binding transcription factor activity; protein dimerization activity
Source: RefSeq, a predicted model, not a curated record
UGGAGGUCGGUUUGAAGUUGUGAGAUGGGUCUUUUGUUGAGGGAAGUUUUGAAGAUACUUUGUGGUGUUAAUCAAUGGUGUUAUGCUGUUUUUUGGAAGAUCGGAUGCCAGAAUCCUAAGUUGUUAAUCUGGGAGGAAUGUCACUUCGAGCCAACAUCAUGUUCAGUUCCACCAAGUACUUCUGGAACUGAGAACCUAGCACUUCCUUUUGGAGAGUGGGAAGGACACUUUGGUUCUGAUGUCCACUCUUCUCAUCUUGGAAUUCAAGCGGGGGGUAGACUCUGUUCGCUUAUUAACAAAAUGAUGGUGAAUAAUCAGGUUAAUAUUGUAGGCGAAGGAAUCGUUGGGCGUGUUGCGUUUACAGGAAACCAUGAGUGGAUUCUUGCAAAUAAUUACAGUAAAGAUGCCCAUCCUCCAGAAGUUUUAAAUGAGGUUCAUCACCAGUUUUCAGCUGGGAUGCAGACAAUUGCUGUUAUUCCUGUUUGUCCUCAUGGUGUACUUCAACUUGGUUCUUCCUUGGCUAUUAUGGAGAAUAUUGGGUUCGUGAAUAAUGUGAAGAGUUUGAUCCUGCAACUAGGGUGUGUCCCUGGAGCACUUCUGUCUGACAACCAUAUGGAAAAAGAACCCACAGAAAGAAUUGGAAUGCCUAUUUCCUGUGGAAUGGCUCUUCCAGUGUGUUUUUCUGGAACUUAUAAGGUGCCAAACUCCACUCCUUCCUUGGCGGACAGCUGCAACCAACAAAUAAUCUCAUCUCAGGAGGCUUCUAGAAUUGUUGGUCAACCUUCUUGUUCUCAAACUAGACAGGUUCAGGAUGAUCAACAUGCUACUUCUUCGGCCAUUCAUAUCCCCAAUGCGACUGGAAUUUUAACUAAAUCUUGUGAUGACUUCCGUGAACCAAACAUUACCUCACUUAUGAAGCCAGACAAUCCAUUCAUGGGCCAGCUAGCAAAUGGAGUUGUUGGAGCUGAAGUGAUCCCCUCAAAUCCUGGUGCGUGGGUGAACCACCAGACUUCAUCAAGCAAUUUAAGACUUGGAUUCAAUCAUCGACCAAUUAUUAGUCAGUCAAAUACCAAUAGUAGCAUACUAAAAUUACUGGAACAGCAGAUUUUCUCCGAUGUUGGUGCACAAAAUCAUGUUAGCCACUAUAAAAAUGAAUCAGAGGGCCUUACUAUGGUUGACCCAAGGAAAAAUGAAGGCCAUUUUCUUAAUUCUACUGGAGGUUCUCAUAUAUCUGGACAGUCUCAUAUAUCUGGACAGUUACCUAGUGUAGUGGGCACUAAGAGGAGAGCAAAUUCCAUCCUUUGUCCCCUUUUAAAACCAGAGAAAUUGGCAGAUAUCAAUCACUCAUCGACGCUUCUGGCUGGGUUUGGGACUCAAAAUGUUGGUUCUUCAAAGGCAGAGGAUGAUCAUUUAUCUGGUCUGUUGGAUCAAUUAAGUGCGAGGGGCAUUCUUUCAGGGGGUUCUAAUCUUGAAUAUCCCCACACAGAUGUGAAGCCUACUAAAAAGGAGGCAACUACAAUGGAAAAAAAGAUUGAAGGUGAUUUAUUUCAAGCACUUAAUGUCCCGCUGGCUCAACCAGGUGAACUUGUAUAUUUGGGUGAGAAUGUUCUUGGUUCCGUUAAUGAUUGCCUGAUGAGCGCUUCUGGAAGUCAGAAUACUGUUACUGUAAAUGCUAAGCGCGAGGAACCAUGUGCUCAACCUCCCUCUGGGGAUGACUUGUAUGAUGUUUUGGGUGUGGAAUUUAAAAACAAAUUACUCAACGGCAAGUGGAAUAAUUUACUUGGGGACAAACCAUAUUUGAAGACACAAGAUAUAGUUAAAGAUGCUUCAACAUUUAUGAGCAUCCGGGAGGCAAAUUCUGAUCCUUUUUCACUUACUGGAGGAGUCUCAGACAGUAACAUGUUCUCUGACCCGGGUACUGACCAUCUUUUAGAUGCUGUGGUAUCUAAGGCACACUCUGCUGCCAAACAGAGCUCAGAUGAUAAUGUUUCUUGCAGAACAACAUUGACAAAGAUUAGUAUGCCAUCCUUUUCCAGUGGUUCUCCCACCUAUGGUAGGAUUGGCAUGUCUGAUCAGGUGCAAAGGGAGUUAAUUUGCCUGCCAAAAAGAGCAGGGACCAUAGCAUCUAGCUCUUUUAGAUCUGGCUGCAGCAAGGAUGAUGUAGGAACUUGUUCUCAAACUACUUCCAUUUAUGGGUCCCAACUGAGUUCCUGGGUUGAGCAAGGGCAUAAUGCUCGGCAUGAUUGCAGUGUUUCAACUGCAUUUUCCAAGAAAAACGAUGAAACAAGCAAGCCAAAUCGCAAAAGGCUUAAAGCUGGAGAGAACCCAAGACCUAGGCCGAAAGAUCGUCAGAUGAUCCAAGAUCGUGUUAAGGAGUUGCGUGAGAUUGUACCAAAUGGAGCAAAAUGUAGCAUAGAUGCUCUGCUUGAACGCACAAUCAAGCAUAUGCUUUUCUUGCAAAGCGUGACAAAGCAUGCAGAUAAACUGAAACAAACUGGGGACUCCAAGCUUCUUAACAAGGAAAGUGGACUACUUUUGAAGGAAAAUUUUGAGGGAGGGGCAACAUGGGCAUUUGAAGUCGGUUCACAAUCUAUGGUCUGUCCUAUCAUAGUUGAAGAUCUGAAUCCACCUCGUCAGAUGCUCGUUGAGAUGCUUUGUGAAGAACGAGGUUUCUUUCUAGAGAUAGCUGACUUAAUUAGGGGAUUGGGUUUGACAAUCCUGAAGGGGCUGAUGGAAACUCGAAAUGACAAGAUCUGGGCGCGUUUUGCUGUAGAGGCAAACAGGGAUGUAACAAGGAUGGAAAUAUUUAUGUCUCUUGUUCAACUUUUGGAGCAAACUGUCAAGGGCAGUGCACCUCUAGUGGGUGCUUUGGAGAAUGGCACUACGAUGGUUCAUCACACGUUCUCCCAAGCUGCCUCUAUACCUGCAACUGGUAUGCCUAGUAGUUUGCAGUGAACUGCCUGCUAAACAGUAUUUCUGGUGUGGAUAUGUUAAGAGCAAUUGCAGUUUUGCUUGCCAUGACUAACAUAUGUUCCAGCCUAAGCUCUUUGGCAGUUCUAACUAUCUCUAACAUUUUUGUCCCCAAAAAAACUAGAUUAUGCCUAACUUCAUCUCACAGAAGGGGGAAUUUGUUUAGAUAGCCAUCAACUUUGUGUACCUUUUGGCGAUGAACAUCCGAAUUUUUGGAUCAUCCAACGGUUGGGGAAAACAAUUUAGCUUUCAGAGUACGUAAAUUGGUGGUGUUAUAGGUGACUAGACAUCAAUGCUGCAGAAUCUUAGUUUAGUCUCUCAUUAUAGGCUGGAGAAGGUUUGCAUAUCAGGGGGUAUUAACUAUUGUAUAGGGGGUUCUAGAUAUGAAAUGAAGGGAUCUGUCUUCCCUUUCGAAAAGACAAUGUGCCUCGUCUUUUUCUUUGUUGUGUUGCAAGUUUCUGCUGUGAUUUGUUUUCCUCCUGGACCCUUCUUAUUCUGCGUGGUUUGCAAAUCAGUGAUUUUAUACUUUGGAUGGUAUCUUUGAAAUGUAUGCUGUUAGUCGAAUUUCUAAUUACUUGAAUGUUA